Messenger RNA from Gastrolobium bilobum, 1247 nucleotides. RefSeq lists its product as uncharacterized. The coding region runs from base 411 to 1043 and encodes 210 amino acids. The transcript has a single exon. NCBI's taxonomy places the organism in Eukaryota, Viridiplantae, Streptophyta, Magnoliopsida, Fabales, Fabaceae. The record is from RefSeq and is a predicted model, not a curated record.
UAUAUACAUAUUGUUUAUUUUGAUGGAAAAUUUUUAUUAAUUAAUGUACAGAAUGUUAACUAAAGUUAGAAAAUAAAAAAUCAGAUGUUAUUCUUUUUUCUUUUCUUUUGGUAUUGUAAGCCAAAUUUUGUAACUUAAUUUAAUAAAGAAAAAAUAAUAAUAACUGAAAUGAACUAGUGAUGUUGUUAAUGCAUUUUUGUAAUGGUGGGUUCCACUUGAAGACAUUUUAUGCCUCUGUAAACGUAAUCUAUUAUGAUUUGUUGACUUUAGGUAUUUUUCUUAAUAUUUAGCAACAAUAUCAAAAAGUAAAUUUUUUCCCACUUAAUAUAAAAUAUUUGAGGCUUUGUUUUUGUCUUUCGACAUGGGGUGGCAGAGAGGCUCACGUGGGUUUAUCUGACACCAAGGCAAAAAUGGACAAAUCAUGGAUUGAUAUGCCACGAAAUUCAGUUGAAUAUUUGCAUGGGUUAAAUAAGUUCUUAGAUUUUGCAUUUGAGAAACGGUCUGUGAAUGGUGCAAUAAAGUGUCCAUGUGCUAAAUGUCGCUUCAAUAAAUGGGAAACUAGAGAUAUAGUGCUUGACCACUUGAUUUGCAAGCCAUUUCCAAAAAAUUACAAAGUUUGGAUUUGGCAUGGUGAAACGUAUGAAACAGUGACAUCAAGAGAUUGUCAAGUAAUGCAAGGGUCGUUGGCCACUGAAAACCCUAUAUUAGACAUGAUAAAUGAUGCAUUUGGGGUCAACAAACGGCAUGCAUCAGAACCCACCACUUCACUUGAAUCAUUAGUGUCCGAACAUCCAAUGCCUCAUGAAGAACAGAGAAAUAUUGAUGAUUUGGUUAGAGAUGGUAACCAAGAAUUAUAUGAAGGGUGUCAAAAGUAUUCAAAGUUGUCUUUUUUGUUAAGAUUGUAUCACAUAAAGUGCUUGUGUGGUGUGACUGACAAGGCAAUGACAUUGAUAUUGGAAUUGAUGAAGGAUGCAUUCGAAUAUGCGAAAAUUCCAGAUUUAUAUGUCUCUUAUGUUUCUUAUAUGAAUGAGAACUUGUUGUGAUCAACCCUUGUGAACCCAGAAAGAGGUUUCAGCACCGUCCCAUUUUAAAUUCUAGUUGGUGUAUCUGCAAUUUAAUCAUGCUACUUUUCUUUUUCUGGUAAAACAAUUUUUCUAGAUAAAAAUUUAAAAUAACUGAAAAAAAUAAAAGAAGGUCAAUUACCCACUUUGGCAUCAAACUCACUUUGGAGUAUGUACCGACUUGGU